Aspergillus calidoustus is the source of this 1132-nucleotide messenger RNA. Lineage: Eukaryota; Fungi; Ascomycota; Eurotiomycetes; Eurotiales; Aspergillaceae. The record is from the annotation of a GenBank genome assembly.
CGGCUAACGUGGCAAGCCCCGAGUUUUAUUUCUUCCAGCCACAGGGUGGCCGUUGAUAUAGAUGAACUGCAUACGAAGUAUGAGGUAUAAUUAUGCCUCCUCUUCCCUCUCUUGCCAGCUCGUAAAGAAGCUUAUUCGCACUGCAUCGCAUCCCAAUUUCACCUUCAACCAUCCUAACUCUCCCAUCGCAACAAUGAAGAUGAACCUGCAAACCCUAACCACCCUCCUCCUCCCAGCCCUCGCCCUCUCCACCCCCGUCGACCCCUCCUCAUCUCUCACAACCAGAGACGACACCUGGGGCGGCAGCGUCUCUCUAGGCCCCACAAAAUCAACCAUCGUCAAUGCCGUGACAACCAUAAUCCCCGGCCCGGCACCACUAACCCAGAACGGCGUUCUCUUCCUCUGGCCUGGUAUGAGCAACGGCACGGGCGAUCUCAUCCAGGCGACGCUCGAGAGCUGGGAGAGCAAUGACUGGUGCGGGGCGGCGAGUGGCGAGUGGUGUGUACGUGCGAGUGUCUUUGGGUGGUUUGGGCAGUUGGAUGGGGAUGCUGGUGUUGUUAAGGGGGAUGACCAAGUUAGGAUCGAGUAUACGUUGCUGGAUGAUCAGGAUACAUGGGUGCAGACCGUCACGAAUGUGGGAACUGGCAAGGUCCUCUCGACUUACUCGUCCCAGUCCGGACCUUAUAUGACCGGAUACGGUACGGGAACGGAAUGCAACGACGGCUGCACCGGCACAUCUUCUGAGCAGCAGUAUCUCAAUACCGAAAUCACUCUCGCUUCGUCGGACCCGACUUUUGGAGAUACCAUUGCCACUGCUGGUGGUGCUACGUAUGAGGGACUGGCCUCGAGCCAAGACGGAACUGUGUGGACGAUUGAGAGUAUCGUCAUUCCUGCUAUGGUCUAAGUUGGCUUUAGACUUGGAAUGCUUUCCUUUGGUCUUGUCUACGCGUGGUUUGGUGUAAGAUAUUAAAAGUGAAUGUUGACCUUGAAAUUUGUUGCUGCAUGCAUCUUCGAUUUUCGGAUUUGAUCGUCCUCGACCGGCUCCAUCGAUCGUAAUGGUCUCCUACACGCUCAGGGCACUAGACUUGAUGAGUGUACAAGUCAGUCUUGCGCGAGCAUCUCGGAUACUUGG